CUCAACACUGCGGCUGAUUACCUGGCAAAGGCACAGGUCACCUGUACGAUGGUUGAUCUGGGACAACUGCUUAGGAGGUUCCAGGUGCUGCAGUACUUGAGCAGCAGGAGGAAGGAACCUUGGCCCAGACACCAGCACCUGCUGGAGCAGAUCAGCACCUGGCUCAACAGCGCCACCUGCAGCACGAUUCUGGUUGUAACAGCUGUGGAAAAUGUGAGGGCAGAGCUAGUGGCAAUCCUCAGCCAGGUACCAGUCUGUCCUGCAGUAGAUGUGUAGUAGUGUGCAGUCAGCAGGUGGAUGCUGGUUUCCCUUGGCAGAGGUUCAGAGUGGUGUUGGAGUUUGACUGUGUGGGUCAUUCUCCCAUCAGCAGUGUCUGUGCAGACAACAACAUCAACUACGUCAGUUUCAGUACUGCAGCACCACCUGCAGGUUCUGACCCCUCGGUGAUGUCCUCUCGUCCUGCGUAUCUGGACAGUGUUCCCUUUCUUGUGUUCAUCACACAGGGGUUACUGAUGCGCUCAGACCUGCUGCAGCUGCUGGAGUCUACGUACAACAUGACUCUGCUGGAGAGGAGCCACUCUCUGUCUCUGCAGCGGCUGGGGCCGACGCACCUGUAUGACAUCAUCACCGUGGAUGAGGGGACGGCCAUUCUGCUACAGGGGCUGGCUGAGUUGGAGCAGGAUAGAGCAUGUGAGCGUGUGGUUAUGAGGCUCUCAGCUCUCUCUCUGCAGUUCACACACUGCUGGGUUCUACUGCACUGCACUGACCAGCAUGACUCCCUUGUGUGUGGUGAGGUGUUCAGUAACCUGGUGCUGAUCUAUUCUGCCUUUGUGGUGUUUGGGCUCAAGUCUGAAGACCUGGAUGUAAAGGUGUUUCUCAUGUGUGAUAUAGAGGAUAUAGCGCAGUAUGUGCAUCAGAUCUGCCAACACACUCUCCUGAACUCAAAGAGAGACGUGCAGAGUUGGUUCAACCGAGACUGGUUCAGUGUGCUGCCUACUGAGACUAUCAUCCUCAUCCUCACCCCCAUCUUCCUCCCUGGCCUCUGGAAGGGGAUGAGCCUUGUUCAGCCUCAGCUCCUCCCAACACACACCCUCCCCCGCUGCUCACACACAGCCCCGGGGACUGCCCCGGGGCUGCCCAGCCCAAGGACGCUGGGCGCAGCAGCUGGUUUGGGCUGGACUGUGGAGACUCUCUGGGUCAAUCAGGGUCUGCCACAGCCUCACAGGCCUGGCUGGGAGACCACGUCCAGGAUGAGAGCUGCACAGGCCCCGUUGUUGUUGGAGAACAGGACCAGUGGGCAGGAGAAGCAGUACCAUCUCCAGGUCUCAGCUGCUACCCACUGGGGCCUCCUGUACAGUUGGAGCAGGGUCCCUCUGUCCCAGGGAAGAAGCUCCCCCGCAGUGCAGGGUGCAGAUGCACAGGCACGCUGCUCCAGGGUGGGCGGGCUCCAGUCUGGGCCCCGCCCCCCUGCCGCCAUACCCCUCCACAGCAGCAGAGCACAGGCGGUGUGUGUGGAGUCGGCAGCAGAGGGCAGCAGAGAGAGAGCUACAGCACCUCACCUCGCUGCAGAGGCACAAAGAGGAAGAGACCAGCCAGGGCGUAUGUGGGGAACAUCAUGCAAACAGGAUUUGGGGAAGGAGCUCAGAGCCUGGCUGAAGCUCAGAGAGGCAGGACGUCCUGGCACACUCGCUCCAACACUGGCUUGACGACUGCUCUACAGUUUCGGCUCUGGUUGUAUUCCGCACGAAUGCUGUAAGAAUUACACCUCUGAGCUAAAGCAC
This is a messenger RNA of Electrophorus electricus (electric eel), 1781 nucleotides long. NCBI's taxonomy places the organism in Eukaryota, Metazoa, Chordata, Actinopteri, Gymnotiformes, Gymnotidae. The record is from RefSeq and is a predicted model, not a curated record.